Messenger RNA from Cynara cardunculus var. scolymus (artichoke), 1609 nucleotides. RefSeq names its product 2-oxoisovalerate dehydrogenase subunit alpha 2, mitochondrial-like. The record is from RefSeq and is a predicted model, not a curated record. Gene Ontology annotation, molecular function: oxidoreductase activity, acting on the aldehyde or oxo group of donors, disulfide as acceptor. Lineage: Eukaryota; Viridiplantae; Streptophyta; Magnoliopsida; Asterales; Asteraceae. The coding region runs from base 1 to 1485 and encodes 494 amino acids. The transcript has 9 exons. Gene Ontology annotation, biological process: branched-chain amino acid catabolic process.
AUGGCUUCCUCCUCCUUGACAAAAUCCAAAACUUCCAUCAUCCACCAUCUUAAAUCUACCAAAUUCCCCUUGUUAUACUUCACAAAUCACACUUCUUCCAUUCGUAAUUCGCACAAUCUUCUUCAUACAAUCUCAUCUCCACCACUCCCGGUUCCGAGAUGUGCAACUUCUUCACGAAUCAAUCCCUUCAUUGUUUUCUCCCGUUGUUUUGAAUCUGUCUGCGUUGGGAGACGAUUGCAUUCUGCCGCCAGUGCUAGCAACGAUGUUCGUCAGUUUCCUGCUGAAGCUCCUUCGCAGCAGGUCCUAGAUUUUCCAGGUGGAAAAGUUAAGUUUACCCCAAAACUGGCAUUCACAUCUGGUUCUACUGAGGAAAGGGUCCCUUGUUAUCGAGUGCUUGAUGACAGCGGUCAACCAAUUAUCGAUAGUGAUUCACUUAAGAUUAGUAAAGAACUUGCUGUCAAGAUGUAUUCUGACAUGGUAACAUUGGAAGUUAUGGACACUAUCUUCUAUGAGGCACAAAGACAAGGAAGAAUAUCCUUCUAUGCAACCACAAUGGGUGAGGAGGCAAUCAACAUUGCAUCAGCUGCAGCUCUUCACAAUGAUGAUUUUGUCUUCCCUCAGUACAGGGAGCCUGGAGUUCUAUUAUGGAGAGGAUUUCCCCUACAAGAAUUUGCACAUCAGUGUUUUGGAAACAAAUAUGAUAAUGGGAAAGGAAGGCAGAUGCCCAUCCAUUAUGGUUCUAGAAAGCACAAUUACUUUACAGUUGCAUCAACAGUUGCAACACAAAUCCCGCAUGCAGUUGGGGCUGCGUACUCUCUGAAGAUGGAAAAGCAAGAUUCAUGUGUGAUCACAUAUUUUGGCGAUGGAGGCAGUAGUACGGCAGAUUUCCAUGCUGCUGUGAACUUUGCUGCUGUUUUGGAAGUCCCAGUAAUCUUUUUCUGUCGAAACAAUGGAUGGGCCAUUAGUACCCCUAUCAAUGAACAGCUUCGAAGUGACGGUAUUGUUGUAAGAGGGAAGGCGUAUGGAGUUCCUAGCAUCCGCAUAGAUGGUAAUGAUGCUCUAGCUAUCUAUUCUGCUGUUCACAAAGCACGCAAAAUGGCUAUUGAAGAACAAACACCUGUUUUAAUUGAGGCCCUCACAUACAGAACAGGACACCACUCGACAUCAGAUGAUUCUACCAAAUAUCGUUCAAUUGAUGAAAUAGAACAAUGGCGAGGGGGUCAAAACCCUGUAAAGAGGUUUAGGAAAUGGAUGGAAAGUAAAGGCUGGUGGAGUGAUGAGGCUGAAUCUGAACAUCAUUGCAGCACAAGGAAACAACUAUCGCAAGCGAUUCAAGCUGCAGAGCAGGUAGAAAAACCUACGAUUGCAGACAUGUUCAACGAUGUAUAUGAUGUCCUCCCUAAAAACCUUAUGGAGCAGGAGGCUUUUAUUAGAAAAACCAUCAAGAAACACACACAAGAUUAUCCGUCUGAUGUUCCACUGUAAACCAAUCUUCAUCAUUUCUCCAUUACUAAUUUUAUGAUUGAAGGGAUUAUAUUUUGAACCAUUGUGUUUGCGUAGCCAUCGUUGUAUUUUAACAAUCGUGUUGAUAAAGCUUGCAGAUACAUAC